Molecule: messenger RNA, 3336 nt
Organism: Andrographis paniculata
Lineage: Eukaryota; Viridiplantae; Streptophyta; Magnoliopsida; Lamiales; Acanthaceae
Product: protein STICHEL-like 2
Exons: 7
Coding region: 588-3185 (865 amino acids)
Biological process (GO): DNA repair; DNA-templated DNA replication
Cellular component (GO): nucleus; DNA polymerase III complex; DNA replication factor C complex
Molecular function (GO): DNA binding; ATP binding; DNA-directed DNA polymerase activity
Source: RefSeq, a predicted model, not a curated record
CAAAAGUGCAGAGUAAAAAACUGACAAAUACACACGAGACAAGGGAAUAUCUGCAGGCAAAGCUGAAAUCAUCUUAUCUGGAAGGGCUAUACCCCAUUGGGAUUCACCGCUUUCUGUUCCAAUUCAAUCCGGAGGAAGAGGAACCAAUGGAAUGGAUUAGAGAAGACUUAAAGAUUAAACCCCCCAUCCCCACCCCCACCCCCACAUUCAUCCAUUCAAUUCAAUUGGGAUCAUGCGUUUCACUCUUCCUCAUUUAUUGCAUUCGUCACAUUGCCGAGGCAAGAUGAGACGAAUUUGACCACUGUUUUCCUUUCUCACUCUGCAUCGACACUGUGGCUAGGGAGAGAGAGAGAGAGAGAGAGAGACGUUGGUUGUGCAAUUGGAACAAUAAUAAUAAUAAUAAACAGCAAUCUUGCCUUGUGGGUCUUCCGGAAUUAUCGCUUCUGCCUUGAAAAUUCUCGUGUGCCUUGCGGAUUUCCAUGGCAAAUCAGACAACGUAUCUGUAACUUCUUCUUCAAUCCACAGGUUUUGUGAUUGUCAAAAUGUGACUUGGUCUUCUGUUGGUUUGGUUUAGUUUAGUGAUAGAAAUGGACGGGCGCCGGCAUUCUGUCGAUGUUCCAAUAUCCAGGGCAUUGGUAGCGCUUAGGAGAGUUAGGUCUUUACGUGAUCCAGCUACGAAUUCCUUGAGCAAACUGUCUGCCAUGAACGAUAAUUUGGAUUGGGAGACUAAUUCACACAAUGGGAUCAAUUUAGGAUUUGGAAAUGGCAGAUGCAGCGGCAAUGUUGAUCAAGACUUGUGUUUUGGUUCGUCAAGACGUUGUUGUAGUUCGAAGCAAGUGUCUCCUGUGGUCUUGAAAGGGGCAGUAGGGGAGAAAAGCGUGCGCCCUCUUGACGUGGAAAUGAUGUUUCACGACAGAGGAUCGCACGAUGAUGGAUUCAGCUUUGGUGAUUGCGCUGAAGGAGGGGGUUCUUGUAAUGAGCUGGAUGAUGGUGAUGUUUUGAGUCGUGCUGGAAGCCCUUACUCGACGGAAGAUAAAGAUUUGAAGGAGAAAGAAUGCUCGAGGAUUCGUGAAAUGUUGUUGUACAGAAACAGUGACGCCGGUAUGAUGGAGUUUUGUCAUCAAGGGUGUGGGAUAAGCAGCUGCUGGUCGAAAACUAUGAGGUUAAGAGACUCGAGUCUCCUUCCCGAUGAGGAGCAGCCUCUUACAUUAGGCAAUGCAGAUCAUACACGAGUAGCUAGAACCAGCGCGGAUUGGAAGAUCAACGGCGAAGGAGUUAGUACUACGCUUGUAGAAAGCCCGAGAAGUUUCUGCCAAAAAUUUACGCCGAAAUCGUUUACUGAAUUGGUUGGUCAGAAAACAGUGACGACAUCUCUUGUGAACAUAAUCAACAAUCGAAAGAUAGCUUCUUUGUACCUCUUUCAUGGCCCCCGUGGAACUGGAAAGACAUCUGCUUCGAGGAUAUUUGCUGCUGCGAUGAAUUGUCUUUCCCGUGACGAUGGCAGACCGUGUGGUUCAUGUCGAGAGUGUGCCUCGUUCUUCUCUGGACGGUCUAGGGAUGUUAAAGAGGUUGACUCGGUGAGAAUUAACAGAAAAGAAAGGCGUCGAUUGCUGAUUAAGAAUGCGAGAAUCCCUCCGGUGAUUUCUAGAUUGAAGGUUUAUAUCGUGAACGAAUGCCACCUGAUGCUCAGGGAAGCUUGGGCAGAUAUACUGAAUUGCCUUGAGGAGCUUCCCGAGCGAGUUGUCUUUAUAAUGACCACUCCUAACCUCGACAAGAUUCCUUCUAGCGCAGUUUCGAAGUCUCUUGUGUUCCAUUUUCAGAAGGUGAAACCGGUCGACAUUGGCAACAUGUUGGAGAGAAUAUGUCUUCAAGAAGGUCUUGAUCAUGAUCCCGAUGCUUUGAACUUCAUAGCUGCAAAGUCGAACGGUUCGCUUCGAGAUGCAGAGAUGAUGCUCGACCAGCUGAGUUUGCUAGGGAAGAAGAUAACCAUGUCACUAGUGUAUGAAGUUAAUGGAUUUGUUUCGAACGAUGAACUGCUCGAAUUACUGCAUCUUGCAUUGUCAUCCGAUGCGUCUAACACGGUUAAAAAGACCCGAGAGCUACUCGAAUCAAGGAUAGAUCCUUUGCAGUUGACGUCGCAGCUGGCGAGCCUCAUUAUGGACAUUCUUGCCGGAAAAUGCCCGGAGGGCGUCUCUGAGGUCAGAAGGAAGCUUUUUGGCACAAAUAAUUCUGAAGCCGAUUUGCAGCAACUGAGCUCUGCGCUGAAUAUACUCUUGCAAACUGAGAAACAGCUGCGGUUGUCGAAGAACCAGACAACAUGGCUAACUGCAGCUCUUCUCCAGCUAAGCUCAACUGGAUCGUCGUAUGAUGCAAGCAACGCCAGGUUGAGCGUGAGGACGUUAGAACCACAAGAUGGUGAUUUUCUCAGCACAUCUUCGACGGGAGAGAGUUUUAAGCACCGUGAGGAUGUUGAAACCGGGAAGGAAGAGCUGCAGUUGGUCUGGACGAGAGCUGCUGGAGUUUGCACUUCGAGUUCUUUCAGGAAGUUCUUACAGAAACAUGGGAAAUUGGUAUCUGUUCGUCUCAAUCAAGGUACAGCAGUGGUGGAUUUGGAGUUUGAUCGCCUUGAGUACGUGUCGAAAGCUGAAAAAUCAUGGAAAACGAUUGCUGGUGCGCUCCAAUGCAUGCUCGGCUACAACGUCGAGCUAAGAAUAAACCUUGCGGCAAACAAACCCAAAGGGUUCAAGAAGGCGCCGUACUUGAUCAGGCUCUUCAACUGCUCGCGCAGAGUGAAUUUGAGGCAGAAUCUUUCAGCAGAGUGUGGGAGCAAUGCUUGGGAGAACUCAGAUGCAAAUGCAACUCCGGCGACACGCGACAAGCCCAUCGAGAUGUGUUCUUCUGAGUGUGUGUCGUCUGGAACGAAGGACCUCUUCAAGACCAUCCGGAGCAACGAAGGGAAUGCUUUAAGCAUCGGAGCCAGCACUCCUGGAGGGCCAUUUCUUUCAAACAGCGUCGAUCCAUUCGACCGGAGAAUCGAUGAAGAUGGCCUGAGUUCGAAGGAGCUGUCGAGGUUCGAGUGCUGGCGAAACGCCGUGUUCCCAUUCCGGAAGGCAUGGCAGCUGAGGAAUGAGCAGAGGAAUGAGCAGCUGAUGGAUUAUGCCCUGCAUUGUGCUUCUGCAAACUAACAAUUCUUUUACAUAGUAGCAACUACUGAUAUGUAUGGAAAGAGACUCUGAUCAAUUCAGCAAAAUGUGUGUUGAUUUAUCCUCUACUGUUUUCAAUGGAUUAUGGAUUUUGUAAAAACAGCGUUGUUUGUAUUAUACUAUUGUUGUUAUU